AGUGGCUAACCCAUCCGAAGCUCAGAGAACUGAAGAUGCAGAUUCCAGCGUACAAGAGCCUGUUUCAACGAAAAGUGACUCUGUUGUUGUUCGGCGAAUGCAUUCAAGUGAAGGAGCAUUAACUCGUGGAGUCGCGCACGAUAAAAAUAGGGUAAUGGAUCGUUCGGAUACUAAAUUAGAAACUUUACCAGGUGUGGACGCUACCGGGGCGUGUGACAAAGCUGCCUCUAGACUUCGAGAAAUUUUACACCAUCUUCAACAUGGUGAAGUACCAAUCAAUGUCAUACAGAAAUCGUUACAGUACGCUGCAAGUGUCCUGGAAACUGCAACAACGAGCGAAUCUAACCUUUGUGUCGUUGCUAGGAAAGAUCAUCCAGGGAUCCUGACUAACUGCAAUCCGAGUUGUUCCAUUGUUACUCCAUCCAAGAAGCGGUCUACUGGACAGCCAAGCGCCAUCUCGGAUCUAACCAGACAACUCGUGGAUGAAGAUGAUUUGUCAGAAGUUCAGCCUGAUGCUGUGCCUGAUGAAGUGCGUGACUGGUUGGCUACUACUUUUACUCGACAUGCCACGGCACAAAGGAGGCGAGGAGACGACAAGCCUCGUUUCAGAUCUGUAGCCAAUGCAAUUCGAGCGGGUAUUAUGGUCGAUAAGAUAUACAGACGGAUUUGCACUCCAGCCGUGAUGCAGAUACCAAACAACAUUACCAAACAUCUUAAGAAUAUGGAUAAUUGGUCUUUCGAUGUGUUUUCUGUGAACCAAGUAUCCAGUGGUCAAAUCCUUCGCUACGUUACCACUGACCUACUAAAUCGAUAUGGUUUAAUCUCGAAGUUUAAGAUUCCAGUCACAGUUCUUGAAAACUUUCUGAUCCACGUAGAGUCAGGUUACGGUAAAUACAAGAAUCCUUACCAUAACAACAUUCAUGCUGCUGACGUCACACAGACCGUCCACUACAUGCUCUGUCAGGCAGGAUUAGCGAACUGGUUGACGGACGUGGAGGUGUUUGCUACUUUGUUCGCCGCUGUUAUACACGAUUACGAACACACUGGAACAACAAACAACUUUCAUGUUAUGUCCGGAUCAGAAAUGGCAUUGUUGUAUAACGAUAGAGCGGUUCUAGAAAAUCACCAUCUAAGUGCAGCUUUCAGGUUGUUGAAGGACGAAAAUCUCAAUGUGCUUCAAAAUCUUAGCAAGGAAGAAUACAGAGAUUUCCGAGGGUUGGUAGUAGAGAUGGUGCUUGGAACAGAUAUGUCGUCACAUUUUCACCACCUCAAAACAAUAAAAACGCUAAUAACUCACAAAGAGCUCAAUAUAGACAAGGCAAAAAGCAUGGCUCUUGUUCUACACUGCUGUGAUAUCAGCCAUCCGAGUAAGGAAUGGAGGUUACACUUCCCUUGGACGAAGCUUCUCAUGGAAGAAUUCUUUCAACAGGGCGACAAAGAAAGAGAACUAGGUCUGCCCUUUUCACCACUUUGUGAUAGAAACACAACGUUAGUAGCUGAAUCUCAGAUCGGAUUCAUAAACUUCAUCGUAUCUCCCAGUAUGGAAAUACUUGGAGAUCUGUUAGACAAAAUACAGUUGACAAUAGCACAAAUUAAUAGACCAGCAGAAGGCUCAAGCAGCGAAGAAAAUGGAGAUAAGACAGAAUGUAACUCUCGUAUAAAGUCAACAAAGGACGUUAAUUACGCUUCUUUGGACACCGCGAAUGGUCCAGGUUUCGAGUAUAAGGCAAACCCCUCUAGUAAUAGUGCCUCUAGUUCUGCUACUUUAGGCUUAGGUAAUGGAAAGAAGAUUCAAAGACCUUGGGUUCUAUGCUUAGAGCAUAACAAAGCUUUCUGGCAAGAAAGAGCAAAGAAAGAUGCCGAGAUAAAGGCGUUGGAAGAUGGUCAGAGGUCGUCUUCAAAAGAACAUCAAGAUGAAACAAGUCAUUUUUCAUUUUCGUCAUCAGAAAAACAGUGAAUUGUGAAUCAGGAGCUUUGUGAUAAAAUAUUGGAACUUUUUAAAUACUAACACCGAAAAGGUAGCAGCCUCCGACACAUUACACUUGAACACGUAGCUAAUGUGAUCAUUGUAGUUUGUAUUUUCUUUCACGUGAAGAUGUUAACAUACAAGAGGUUUUUAGGUCUAAUCUACUCGUCUUCUGAUCCUUUCAAGAGUCUUGAUUCUUCUCAACGAGCAAUCCUUACAUAUUGACAUGAAACUUUCAUAACCGCAUUUUAAUCAUCUUUUGUACAGAAUGUUCAGUUUACUGAAUACACCGAGUUUAUCCAACUGAAAAUUACUGAAAGUUAGGAUGUAAACCAAGUCUUAUACGAUAUUUAUAUCAAACAAAUUGCACAUUAAGAUCACUAACAAUGGCGAAAUGUAACUUUACUUUGAAAUUAUGUUAUUUCAAAUAUCAUCUUUUUUUAGACUGAUCUCCCUGGAUCAAGUUAUCAUCAAAGGUAACAAACUUCAAAUAUAUUUCAUGUAUGUAGGAAAAUUUUUAAGUACGACAAUUUGGAUUUAAUUCUAUAUUACUUACAAGAUAAAAAAUCAGUCAAAUGUAGUACUAGAAUUAGUUUGGAUAUUUAAACAAGCUUUUUUCAUACAAACGACAAAGGCAGUAAUAAUAAUAAUUAGUCAGCACCCAUGCAUAAUUUUGAAAAAGACACAUUCAGUGAGAAUUUUAUUAAUUCUGGUAAAAUGACAAUAUAGUUAUUUGUGAAACGUUUUUGCAGCGCCAGCAACACGCUUGUCAUAGUUUCAAAAUAUACAAGGGCAUAAUUUGUUUAUAUAGAACACCACCAGGUGCUUGUUAUAACAGUACAGCAGUACUUUAAAAGCUCGUGUUUUGUUUAAAACCCUAAUGUCGUGUUCUGCCUUACAGCUGUUGCAUAGUGACGAAAAUAAUUACUAUUAUUACAAAGUUGAGGUUCCUACCGAAAGAGUCUGUAAAGCUGUUGCUUAUUUAACUAAGUAUAAGUCAGCAACAUAUAUAAACUUUAUGACGGUUUCAGUAUCCAAGCAUUGAAACAGUGCAAAUGGUAUUAAGUUAUUAUUGUAAAAUAUACUCAAGCUCCCCUACGUGUAUAUGUACAUAACCUGUUCAAUUGGUUGAGGUGCUUAUGUGCUAAGAAUCAUAUUUACCCGUGUGAAUACUUCCUGCUUUGUACAUACUUCAAACUAUAUAUUCUUAACAUUGGAGUAAGCUAGAUUUUGAGAAUGGUGAUCAUUUUUGUUUUUGUGCAAAUGCAACAGAAAUAUUGUUAAAUAUAUUAAUGCAAUAUUUCCAGUUACUUCAAAGAUCUCGGGUUGAAAAGAUAAAUAUAUAUUUAAAGAGUUUGUGUAACUUCUGUAUCGUUGAGUUUAAUAAAACAAUUCAGUUACAAUGUGAGCUACGUUGACAAGUUUUAUAUUUCUAGUUUAAAAUAUUAUCAACUUUUAAUCAUGCCAUAGAUAUCAAAAAGAAUUGUACUUCUACAGUUUUGAGCAAAAUGUUUGCAUACUAUUCUAUGUACAUGAAAUAGUUAUUGAUUAAAUGCCCGAGUAGUAACAGAGAAGGUAGAGUAUGAUCGGACAAACAUG
Molecule: messenger RNA, 3565 nt
Organism: Limulus polyphemus (Atlantic horseshoe crab)
Lineage: Eukaryota; Metazoa; Arthropoda; Merostomata; Xiphosura; Limulidae
Product: calcium/calmodulin-dependent 3',5'-cyclic nucleotide phosphodiesterase 1-like
Exons: 16
Coding region: 98-1957 (619 amino acids)
Biological process (GO): signal transduction
Molecular function (GO): 3',5'-cyclic-AMP phosphodiesterase activity
Source: RefSeq, a predicted model, not a curated record